Chrysochloris asiatica (Cape golden mole) is the source of this 1848-nucleotide messenger RNA. It is a transcript of the gene ACSF2, whose product is annotated as acyl-CoA synthetase family member 2. The record is from RefSeq and is a predicted model, not a curated record. Gene Ontology annotation, molecular function: medium-chain fatty acid-CoA ligase activity. The transcript is spliced from 16 exons. The coding region runs from base 1 to 1848 and encodes 615 amino acids. Gene Ontology annotation, biological process: fatty acid metabolic process. Lineage: Eukaryota; Metazoa; Chordata; Mammalia; Afrosoricida; Chrysochloridae.
AUGGCUGUCUGCGUCGGGAUGCUGCGCCUCGGGAGACUGUGCGCGGGGCGCCCGGGGGUGCUGGGGGCCCGGGUCGUCCUCGUCCGAGACUGGCGGGAAGCGAUCUUGCAGGGCGUCCGCUCUCUCAGUUCUGGAGAUGUAGAUCAGGCCACCCCCCUGCCCAUUGGAGGCCUCAGCUACGUUCAGGGCCGCACCAGAAUGCGUCUUGUCAGCAAGACUGUGGGAUGGUGCCUUGACACCACAGCCCAGAGGUUACCAGACCGGGAGGCCUUGGUUGUCGUCCAGGAGAACAUCAGACUGACAUUUGCCCAGCUCAAGGAAGAGGUGGACAAGGCUGCUUCAGGACUCCUGAGCCUCGGCCUCAGCAAGGGUGACCGACUGGGCAUGUGGGGACCUAACUCAUACGCUUGGGUGCUCAUGCAGCUGGCCACCGCUCAGGCGGGCAUCAUUCUGGUGUCUGUGAACCCAGCCUACCAGGCAUUGGAACUGGAGUAUGCCCUCAAAAAGGUAGGCUGCAAAGCCCUCGUGUUCCCCAAGCAAUUUAAGACCCAGAAAUACUAUGACAUCCUGAAGCAGAUCUGUCCAGAGCUGGAGGGGGCCCAGGUGGGGGCCUUGAAGAGUCAGAGACUCCCAGAGCUGACCACACUCAUCUCAGUGGAUGACCCUCUGCCGGGGACCCUGCUCCUGAAGGAGGUGGUAGCGGCAGGCAGCUCGGAGCAGCACAUGGCUCGACUCCGUUAUACCCAGCAGUUCCUGUCCUGCCAUGACCCCAUCAACAUCCAGUUCACUUCGGGGACAACAGGCCAUCCCAAGGGUGCUACCCUCUCCCACUACAACAUUGUCAACAACUCCAACAUGAUUGGGGAGCGCCUGAAAAUGCACCUGAAGACACCAGAGAAGCUUCGGGUGGUCCUGCCCAGCCCCCUGUACCACUGCCUGGGCUCUGUGGGGGGGACAAUGGUGAGCGUGAUGCACGGGGCCACCCUCAUCCUGUCCUCUCCGAGCUUCGAUGGCAAGAUGGCGCUGGAGACUAUUAGCAAAGAGAGAGGUUCUUUCCUAUAUGGUACUCCCACCAUGUUUGUAGAUGUUCUGAACCAGCCAAACUUCUCCAGUUACGACAUCUCAUCCUUGUGUGGAGGUGUGAUUGCUGGAUCCCUCGCACCUCCAGAGCUGAUCCGAGUCAUCAUUAGCAAGUUGAAUAUGAAGGAGCUGGUGGUUGCUUAUGGAACCACAGAGAACAGCCCCGUGACCUUCAUGAACUUCCCGCAAGACACGGUGGAGCAGAAGGCAGAAAGUGUGGGCAGAAUCAUGCCUCACACAGAGGCCCAGAUUGUGAACAUGGAGACCAGCGCACUGGUAGAACUGAACCAACCUGGGGAGCUGUGGAUCCGAGGCUACUGCGUCAUGCUGGGCUACUGGGACGAGCCCCAGAAGACAGAGGAAGCAGUCAGGCAGGAUAGGUGGUACCGGACAGGAGACAUCGCCAUGAUGGACGAGGAAGGCUUCUGUAAGAUUGUGGGCCGCUCCAAGGACAUGAUCAUCCGGGGCGGGGAGAACAUCUACCCUGCGGAGCUCGAGGACUUCUUUCACAAACAUCCGCAGAUACAGGAGGCACAGGUGGUAGGUGUGAAAGAUGCAAGGAUGGGGGAGGAAGUAUGUGCCUGCAUCAGGCUGAAGAAUGGGGAGAAUGUCACACCUGAGGAGAUCAAGGAUUUCUGCAAAGGGAAGAUCUCCCACUUCAAGAUUCCCCGCUACAUCGUGUUUGUCAACAAGUACCCCCUCACCAUCUCAGGAAAGGUUCAGAAAUUCAAACUUCGAGAGGAGAUGGAACGGCAUCUGAAACUGUGA